CUCAGUCAGUGUCCAGGUAAUGCAGGCACAUCGAGCCGCCACCUCAGUCCAUAGGUCACAUUAUAGGAUGAUGAUCUUUAACACGAGAAGCGUUGAAUGAGACUGAAAGAAAACUACAGUGCAUGUUCCACAGAGAGAAUUAAGUGUUGCCGAGUAAGUCAUUCUCCGUUCCCGCUGAUUUUUCAUUUAGAUAGGAUUAUGUCUUGUUUUCUAUGGUGUCAAUGACAUAUAUGGACCAAGGACUCUGGGCAAAGUAUCCAAUUCACAAGGGUAUCAUGGCAACCCAUCUCUCAAAGGAGAAAAAACCUGCUGAAGGAAGAAAACACCAAAACAUGCAAAAUGAUACUAAAGUAUCUCAAGGCCAGUGGGGAAGAGCAUGGGAGGUGGACUGGUUUUCCUUGGCAAGCAUCCUUUUCCUGCUCAUGUUUGCACCACUGAUUGUGUAUUACUUCAUCAUGUCCUGUGCCCAGUACCAGUGCUCUCUGACUGAUCCACUCCUGGACUUGCUGACGGGGAAUAAGCAUCUGUCUGACAUCUGGAACAGCACUCCCACACUGACCUAUAGGGCUGCUGUCAUCUAUUCCCUGUGGGUCACUUUCCAGGUGGUUUUGUACUUGUUCAUUCCUGAUUUCUGCCAUAAAUUUCUCCCUGGAUAUGUGGGAGGUGUACAAGAAGGUGCUAUCACCCCUGCUGGUGUUGUAAAUAAAUAUGAAAUCAAUGGACUUCAGGCCUGGAUCAUUACCCAUGUGCUUUGGUUUGCAAAUGCUUCUUGCUUCCACUUCUUCUCACCUACCAUCAUUUUUGACAACUGGAUUCCUCUCCUGUGGUGUGCCAAUAUCUUGGGAUAUGCAGUGUCCACGUUUGCAAUGAUUAAAGGCUACUUUUUCCCUACCAAUGCCAAAGACUGCAAAUUCACUGGAAACUUCUUUUAUGACUACAUGAUGGGGAUUGAAUUUAACCCUCGAAUAGGGAAGUGGUUUGAUUUCAAGCUGUUCUUCAAUGGGCGCCCUGGGAUUGUGGCCUGGACUCUAAUCAACCUUUCCUUUGCUGCUAAACAACAGGAGCUGUAUGGUCAAGUGACAAACUCCAUGAUCCUUGUCAAUGUCCUCCAGGGUAUUUAUGUUCUGGACUUCUUUUGGAAUGAAGCCUGGUACUUGAAAACCAUUGAUAUCUGCCAUGAUCAUUUUGGAUGGUAUUUGGGCUGGGGAGACUGUGUUUGGUUGCCUUACCUCUAUACAUUGCAGGGUCUGUAUUUGGUUUACCAUCCCGUCCAGCUGUGCACAGCUCAUGCCAUAGGGGUCUUGAUGUUGGGCUUGCUGGGUUAUUACAUCUUCAGAAUGACCAACCACCAGAAGGACCUCUUCCGUCGCACCAGUGGCAACUGCAGGAUCUGGGGGAAGAAGCCUCAGUACAUCGAGUGCUCCUACACGUCCGUGGAUGGCACCAAGUACCACAGCAAGCUGAUGACCUCCGGAUUUUGGGGCUGGGCACGUCACUUCAACUACACAGGAGACCUGAUGGGUUCGCUGGCCUAUUGCCUGGCUUGUGGCUUUGAGCACCUCCUGCCUUACUUCUACAUCAUUUACAUGACCAUUCUGCUCACCCACCGCUGCCUGAGGGACGAGCACCGUUGUGGCAGCAAGUAUGGGAAGGACUGGAAGCGCUACACUGCUGCAGUGCCCUACCGGCUCCUACCCGGGGUGUUUUAAGGCUAACACAGGAGGCAGGGGAAAGGAAAAAGAAGAAACAUGCAGGCAUGCCGUGCUAAGGGUAACUCAAGUAUGGCACUGAACUGGCACAUUUUUUUAGAAGACUCUUUUAAUUGGAAUACCCCUCUGAAUCUCCCCAUUUCCAAAUUAACUUGGAGUUUAAGAAAAGAUGCAUGUAUUUAGACACCUGAGAAAUCCCAAAGCUGGAAGGUGGCCUUACCCUUGAUAGUAGCAGGGUUCUGGAAGCAGUUUGCAGUGCUUCAGGAGAGAAGAUAAAGAGUUCUGUCAUCUCUUUAGGAAAGAAGUUUUCUGAUGCAGUUGCUUAUGACCAUCAGAACCUACACUUGGGAAAAAGUGCAAAGGAGGCUUGAUUGUUGGUUGCUUGUCAAGAAAUGAACAGUGAAAAUACUGAACUGGAGAAGCUGGUCUGAAAUAACUGUUAUAAUCUAAAACAAAAGUGAAAACUGUUACAAAUUAGUGCAAUUUUCAGCACCUGACAAUAGGGAACAUGACCAACUGAGUUUUUAUUUUGCUACUGAAACCAGACUUUGUGAAGCUACUGAGCUAUGGUUGGGCUGGAAUGGAGUUAAUUUUUUUCAUAGUAGCUGUUAUGGGCAUAGUUAUGGAUUUGAACUGAGACAGUGCUGAUAACACAGGGAUGUUUUCACUACUGCUGAGCAGUGUUUACACAGCAUCAAGGCCUUUUCUGCAUCCUCACCCCACAUGCCAGGGAGUGGGCUGGGUGAGCACAAGGAGUUGGGAGGGGUCAUGGGCAGGACAGCUGACCCCAAUUGACCUAAGGAAUAUCCCAGGCCAUGUGGCAUCAUGCUCAGCUCAUAAAGCUGGAGGAAGAAGGAAGUGGGGGAUGUCAGGAGUGAUAGUAUUUGCCAUUCUAAGUCACCAUUACAUGUGAUGGAGACCUGCUUUCAUGGAGAUGGCUGAACAUCUGCCUGCAGGUGACAGGUGGGGAAUAGAUUCCUUAUUUUGCUUUGUUUGUGUGCAGUUUUUUCCUUUACCUAUUAAACUGUGUUUAUCUCAA
This is a messenger RNA of Sturnus vulgaris (Common starling), 2748 nucleotides long. Lineage: Eukaryota; Metazoa; Chordata; Aves; Passeriformes; Sturnidae. The record is from RefSeq and is a predicted model, not a curated record.